Messenger RNA from Nerophis lumbriciformis (worm pipefish), 1101 nucleotides. Lineage: Eukaryota; Metazoa; Chordata; Actinopteri; Syngnathiformes; Syngnathidae. The record is from RefSeq and is a predicted model, not a curated record.
AUGGAGGGAGUUGGUGUCACCAUAUUGGUCACCGUUCAGAAGAUCUACUACCCGCUCCUUUGCAUCAUGGGCAUUCCAGCAAACCUUUUCACCUUCUACAUGAUCUGCUUCCGUAAAUGCGGAAUGUCUGACACAGCCGUGGUGUACCUCAGCUGCCUCGCUAUAGUGGACACCUUCUACCUGCUGUGGGUGAUCCUCAUUGACCUGACCCUCACCUUUUGGCUGCUGCAGCCCUUCUGGCACUCCUACCCGUGGUGUGGCAUUCUGGGCUUCCUGCAGUACGGCUCUCUCUACAGUUCCUCGUGGAUUGUGGUGGUAUUCACCAUUGAGCGCUACCUGGUCCUUCGCAGCACGGAGGCCAAGCAGCACUUCUCCCAGACGAGGGUCACUAAGCUUACUUGCCUGGCUAUCGUCGUGGCAUCUCACCUGGUGUCGGUGCCGCUCGGAUGGAUCAACGUUGUGGAGUCCGUCAACAUUUCAGUGGAUGGAGAAAACGUGACACUGCCUCGAUGUCAAUACCAGGAUGAAAUCUAUUCCACUAUCAUUGUGUGGAUAACUACCUUUCUCUCAGGAGGUAUCCCCAUAGUGCUUGUCAUCAUCUUCAAUUAUCUCAUCGGGCUUCAUCUGUGCCGCGCCAGUAACCUUUUCACCAAAGAGGAGCGCCGUGUCAUGCACGGACGCAGCACUAGGGGCAUGUUGAGAAGGACCAUCCUCCUGCUAGGGACAGUCUCUGUGGCAUUUGUAGUGCUCAGCCUGCCUCGCUUUGUCACAUACUGCAUCCUCAGGACCCAGUACAACACAAAACAAUUUAAUAGAAACGACUACACAAUCCCCAUUAAUGUCGCUGGCGACCUGGCUAAUAUGCUCCAGAAUCUAAACUCCACCACAAACUUUUUGCUCUACUGCAUGGUCAGCGGCCGCUUCCGACAGGAGUUGCUUCGCGUGGUGACUUGUAAAACUGUGACGAGAGAAGCCUCCUCCUUUCUCACACAUACCAUGAAAGUCUUUUCAGUGUCAGAGCAGAGGGCCACAUCAUCACAUAACCGUGAAGAUUACCAGGCCCAGACCAGUCAAGUUGAGGAAAUAGACAUGUGUAAAUAA